AUGUCUGCUUCUACUACUACUCCAGCUGCUGCUGCUCCUGCUGCUACUGACGGUCCUAAUGAGAAGAACGGUGCUAACCCAGUAGUCACCCAAGUCAACCCCUACGGACCCCAUCCUUCGGAUUACCUUUCCAAUGUCAGUGGAUUCCAACUGAUCGAGUCUACUCUUCGUGAGGGUGAACAAUUUGCCAAUGCUUUCUUCGACACUGAGAAGAAGAUCGAGAUUGCCAAGGCUUUAGAUGACUUUGGUGUUGACUACAUCGAGUUGACUUCUCCUGCUGCUUCUGAGCAAUCCAGAAAGGAUUGUGAGGCCAUUUGUAAGCUCGGACUCAAGGCCAAGAUCCUUACUCACAUCAGAUGUCACAUGGACGAUGCCAAGUUGGCUGUUGCUACUGGUGUUGACGGUGUUGAUGUCGUUAUUGGUACUUCUCAAUUCCUUCGUCAAUAUUCUCAUGGUAAGGAUAUGAACUACAUUGCCAAGAGUGCUGUUGAAGUUAUUGAGUUUGUUAAGAGUCACGGUAUUGAGAUCCGAUUUUCUUCGGAGGAUUCGUUCCGUUCCGAUUUGGUCGAUUUGCUCAAUAUCUACAGAACCGUUGACAAGAUCGGUGUUAACCGUGUUGGUAUUGCUGAUACCGUUGGUUGUGCCAACCCUCGUCAAGUUUAUGAACUUGUUCGUACUCUUAAGUCGAUUGUUUCUUGUGAUAUCGAGUGUCAUUUCCACAACGAUACCGGUUGUGCCAUUGCCAAUGCUUACACUGCUUUGGAGGCUGGUGCCAAGCUCAUUGACGUUUCUGUUCUCGGUAUUGGUGAGAGAAACGGUAUCACUCCUCUUGGAGGUUUGAUGGCCCGUAUGAUUGCUGCUGACCGUGACUACGUUCUUUCUAAGUACAAGCUUCACAAGUUGAGAGAAUUAGAAACCUUGGUUGCUGAGGCUGUUCAAGUUAACAUUCCUUUCAACAACCCCAUCACUGGUUUCUGUGCCUUUACCCACAAGGCCGGUAUCCACGCCAAGGCCAUUCUUGCCAACCCUUCGACAUACGAGAUCCUCAACCCCUCGGAUUUCGGUCUUACCAGAUACAUUCACUUUGCCAACCGUCUGACCGGAUGGAACGCUAUCAAGUCCCGUGUUGACCAAUUGAACCUCAACCUGACCGACGACCAAUGUAAGGAAGUCACUGCUAAGAUCAAGAAGCUCGGUGACGUCCGUUCGCUAAAUAUCGACGAUGUCGACUCCAUCAUCAGAGACUACCACCAGUCCGUCACCACCCCUGCUCUCAACCCUGUUGACGACGCCGACCUCCCUGCUAUCAAGAAGCAAAAGACCGAAGCCGCUACCAACGGCACUAACGGCGCCUCUGCUUAA
Molecule: messenger RNA, 1362 nt
Organism: Sugiyamaella lignohabitans
Lineage: Eukaryota; Fungi; Ascomycota; Dipodascomycetes; Dipodascales; Trichomonascaceae
Gene: LYS21
Product: homocitrate synthase LYS21
Exons: 1
Coding region: 1-1362 (453 amino acids)
Cellular component (GO): mitochondrion
Molecular function (GO): homocitrate synthase activity
Source: RefSeq, a predicted model, not a curated record